This is a messenger RNA of Callorhinchus milii (elephant shark), 698 nucleotides long. RefSeq names its product glyoxalase domain-containing protein 5-like. NCBI's taxonomy places the organism in Eukaryota, Metazoa, Chordata, Chondrichthyes, Chimaeriformes, Callorhinchidae. The record is from RefSeq and is a predicted model, not a curated record. The transcript is spliced from 4 exons. The coding region runs from base 74 to 565 and encodes 163 amino acids.
GAAACACGGAAGUGAAGGAAGGAUCUUUAACCCGAUCGCUUCCAAAGGCUGACAGCACUUACACACCGACAUUAUGGGCACUUUAAAGGCCAUUGCUUCUGCAGGAUUCCGCUUUCACACUCUCUAUCGUCAGAAUUUGAUCCAGGUCAGUCGGAAUUUUGUCACCCCACCAUUCCAGAUCAGAGGCCUGGAUCACCUUGUUCUGACAGUAAAGAGCAUUGAAGACACCACGGCAUUUUACUCCCAAACAUUGGGGAUGGAAGUCAUUACUUUCAAGGGUAACCGCAAGGCACUGUCCUUUGGGAAUCAGAAAUUCAACUUGCACGAGGUUGGAAAAGAGUUUGAGCCGAAAGCACACAGGCCAACACCAGGAUCCAUAGACCUCUGUUUGAUUACCCAUACGCCGAUCAAUAAAGUGAUGGAACAUCUGAAAAAAUGCGGUGUUGCCGUUGAAGAAGGUCCCGUUGAACGAACGGGUGCAGUGGGUCCUAUCGUCUCGGUCUACUUCAGAGAUCCGGACAAUAAUCUCAUUGAGGUUUCCAAUUACCAUUCUGGACAAAAGUGAACACUCCAAUAAUUGGUUCUUUACGGGUAAACAAGGACUGUGGUACAAGUAUGUGCUGCUUCAAAUUGUUCUUGGGUGGCAAUAUGGAGUCUGAAUAAUAAUAAUAAGAAGAAGAUGAAAUAACUGCAUUUAC